This is a messenger RNA of Drosophila hydei, 2632 nucleotides long. It is a transcript of the gene Etl1, whose product is annotated as SWI/SNF-related matrix-associated actin-dependent regulator of chromatin subfamily A containing DEAD/H box 1 homolog. Gene Ontology annotation, cellular component: nucleus. Gene Ontology annotation, molecular function: ATP-dependent chromatin remodeler activity; ATP binding; DNA binding. The transcript is spliced from 8 exons. The record is from RefSeq and is a predicted model, not a curated record. The coding region runs from base 14 to 2545 and encodes 843 amino acids. Lineage: Eukaryota; Metazoa; Arthropoda; Insecta; Diptera; Drosophilidae.
GCUAGCCUCAGACAUGUCGGAAAGCCAAGCGCCAUCUGUCUCCAAAUCUAGUUUGAACGAUUUGCGACAGUUUCGCAUAAAUAAAAAUGCAGCUGCCGCAGCUGCCAGCCCAAGUCGAACUGAGCGUGUGCCUGGCAAAAAACGCAUCCAAGUGAUGGCGGACAGUGACAGCGACAGCGCCGACUGUCAGACACCAAAAAAGGCCAAACUUGUGCUGACCGUCAAGGAAAAAGAAGAACGUUAUAUGGCGGCCGCAAAAAUAAUGCCAAACUAUGAUACAAUGGCAAUUCAAGAUUCGCUGGCCCGAUCCGAUUGGGAUGUAGCCACGGCAAUACGUUAUCUGAAAGAACACUGUAAGCCGAAAGCACAAAAUGGUCCUCUGGAUAAGCUUAAAUUAAAGCACAGCUCAAAUGGCAGCGGAACCAAGUUGCAUGGGAAGUCGAGUGGCAACUACUCAGACUAUGACAAUUCCGAUGAUGAUGAUGUCAAGCAGUCCAAGGAUCAGGUGUACGACAGCGAUGACAGUGAUACAGAAAUGUCCACAAAAAUGACCGGGCAGCGUAAGAAAGUAUUUCAAUUCAUGAACACUGCCAGCCUGCUCGAACUGCAGUCGGUGAAGACGCUAUCGGAGAAGAAGGCAACGUUACUUAUAGAUUUACGACCGUUCAAUGAUUGGGCGGAUCUGCGGCAAAAACUGGAGGCUAAUCGUUUAUCGGCGGAUUUACUUAACUACGCACAGGAUCUGAUCAACAAACAGAAUACCGUUGCCACUAUAUUAAGUAAAUGCAAUGGGAUGGUGCAGCGUCUGGAAACGGCUAUAGCUAAUGGAGCGGGCAUUGUGGAGCAGCCAAAAAUGCUUAGCAGCAAUUUACAAUUGGCCGAUUAUCAAAUAAUUGGCCUUAAUUGGCUGACAGUUAUGCAUAAGCAGGAGAUGAACGGCAUUUUGGCGGAUGAAAUGGGUCUGGGUAAGACCAUACAGGUUAUAGCCUUCCUGGCGUACCUCAAGGAAAAUGGCCUUAGCAAGGGAGCCCACCUAAUUGUUGUACCUUCGUCCACGUUGGAUAAUUGGGAAGCUGAAAUUUCUAAAUGGUGUCCCAGUCUAAUAGUGGAAAAAUAUCACGGCUCGCAGGAUGAGCGACGCAGAAUGCGUGUACGUUUCGCCAAGGAUGGAUUUACUGGAUUUGAUGUCCUGCUUACCACAUACCAUAUAGUUGGCUCUACGCCGGAAGAGCGAAAGAUGUUCCGCGUUUGCAAGCUGCACUAUGUCAUCUUCGAUGAGGCACACAUGCUGAAGAACAUGACGACACAACGCUACGUAAAUCUGAUCACAAUUAAUGCCGAGAUGCGUAUUUUACUCACCGGCACACCACUACAGAACAAUUUACUGGAAUUAAUUUCAUUGUUGUGCUUCGUAAUGCCCAAGUUCUUUUCCAAGAGCAUUGAAGACAUCAAGAGUCUGUUCGUCAAGAAAAAUAAAACCGAUGGCGAUCAGGAGGAAGUUUCACAAUUCCAAGAGACACAAGUACAACGCGCCAAGCGUAUUAUGAAACCUUUUGUGCUACGGCGCCUCAAAAAGGAUGUGUUAAACAACUUGCCCUCUAAGCACAGUUGUGUGGAAAAAGUUCCAAUGUGUGCUUCACAGAAGCAAUACUAUAAGGAGCUGGUUGAAUAUUAUUCAAAUAACAAAGGUGAGAUCUGUGGUAGUAGCGAUCGUGCCGGUGUGGGUAUUAUGAUGGAAAUGCGACGUAUGGCCAAUCAUCCGUUGCUAAUGCGUCACUAUUUUACUGACGAGCAAUUGCGUGGCUUUUCUAAGCGUCUGGCACGCGUCAAUUCCUAUAAGAAAACUAAUGAGCAGUACAUAUUCGAAGAGUUGGCAAUUAUGUCCGAUUUUCAGGUCUAUCAGCUGUGCAACAAAUACGAUCUGUAUGACGUAAAAAUUCCAGACAAAUUAAUCUGUGAAUCGGGCAAAUUCCUAUAUUUGGAUACACUCUUGCCCAAACUGAAGGCGGAGGGACAUCGUGUCCUGCUCUUUAGUCAGUUUACCAUGAUGCUGGACGUUGUGGAGCAAUAUCUGAGGAUACGAAAGCAUGGCUUUUGUCGUUUGGAUGGCGCAACAGCUGUCAAAGAACGACAGGAUCUGAUCACAGAUUUCAAUGUCGAUGAUAAUAUCUUUGUGUUUCUGUUAUCAACAAAAGCCGGCGGCGUGGGCAUAAAUUUAACCGCAGCAGACACCUGCAUCAUUCACGACAUAGACUUCAAUCCCUACAAUGAUAAACAGGCUGAGGAUCGCUGUCAUCGUAUGGGGCAGAGUCGCCCAGUCACCAUUUACCGUUUGAUAUCAGAGAGCACCAUUGAGGAGGGCAUUUUGAUGGCUGCCGAAGAGAAGCUAAAACUAGAAAAGGAUAUUACGUCAACAGAGAAAGGCGAAGUGCAUGAACAGCGUUGCGUAGUGAAAUUGUUAACCAUGGCCUUGGGCCUGGACAAGGACGAAGAGGAGCAGUUGAACAACUCAUUGAACAAUUCCUUGGGAACGCCUACAAAUUAGUUUAUUAAUAUGGCCGCUGCAGCGACUUACUUUCCAUUUUCCAACAACACUGUUUUUGUAAUAGGGUAUCAUUUAAUAAUUUUUUAA